AUGACUUCCACCGAACCUCAUCUCUGCUUCCGAUCUUUUGUAGAAGCCCUCAAGGCUGACAAUGAUCUGAUUGAGAUCAACUCCCCGGUAGAUGCCAACCUUGAAGCAGCUGCGAUCACCCGACGUGUCUGCGAGACAGAUGACAAGGCUCCUCUCUUCAACAAUGUGAUCGGCUCACAGCACGGUCUCUUCCGCAUCCUCGGUGCCCCUGCGUCAUUGAGAAAGUCCUCGAAGGACCGCUACGGUCGACUGGCUCGCCAUCUCGCCCUAGCGCCCACCGCUUCGAUGCGUGACAUUCUCGACAAGAUGCUUUCGGCCAGCAAGCUGACUCCUAUCCCGCCUCAAAUACUAUCAACUGGGCCCUGCAAGGAGAACGUUUUGGAGGGAGACGACAUCGAUCUUACCAAGAUCCCGGCUCCUCUCAUCCACCAGGACGACGGAGGCAAGUAUAUUCAAACCUACGGAAUGCACAUUGUUCAGUCUCCCGAUGGAUCAUGGACCAACUGGUCUAUUGCUCGCGCCAUGGUCUCCGAUAAGCGUCAUUUGACUGGCCUCGUCAUCGAGCCGCAACACAUCUGGCAGAUUCACAAUAUGUGGAAGAAGGAAGGCCGUGAUGUGCCCUGGGCUUUGGCUUUCGGUGUUCCUCCCGCUGCUAUCAUGGCUUCCAGCAUGCCUAUCCCUGACGGUGUCAGUGAGGCAGAGUACGUGGGAGCAAUGACCGGUUCGGCCAUAGAGCUUGUCAAGUGUGACACCAAUGGUCUUUAUGUCCCUGCUACAUCGGAGAUUGUCUUCGAGGGAACCCUGUCUAUCACUGACAAGGGUCCCGAGGGACCCUUCGGAGAGAUGCACGGCUAUGUCUUCCCUGGUGACACUCACCUCUGGCCUAAGUACACAGUCAACCGCAUUACCUAUCGCAACAACCCUAUCAUGCCCAUGUCAGCCUGCGGUCGCUUGACCGAUGAGACACACACCAUGAUCGGAUCACUCGCCGCCGCCCAAAUUCGCCAAAUCUGCCAGGACAAUGAUCUUCCCGUGACCGACGCCUUUGCCCCCUUCGAGUCGCAGGUAACCUGGGUUGCUUUGCGCAUCGACACCGCCCGUCUACGCAAGAUGAAGACCACCUCCGCCGAGUUCUCUAAGACAGUCGGCGAUCUGAUCUUCCACAGCAAGCCCGGCUACACCAUUCAUCGUUUGGUUCUUUGCGGAGAUGAUAUCGAUGUGUACAAUGGCAAGGAUGUGAUGUGGGCAUUCUCCACUCGUUGCCGUCCUGGUCUGGAUGAGACUUUCUAUGAAGAUGUACGUGGAUUCCCGCUGGUUCCUUAUAUGAGCCAUGGCAAUGGGUCGCCUGUCCAGGGAGGCAAGGUUGUUUCCGAUGCUCUGAUGCCCACUGAGUACACCACUGGCCGUGACUGGGUGGCUGCUGAUUUCGAGCACUCUUAUCCCGAGGAGCUUAAGAAGAAAGUCUUGGAUAACUGGACUGCGAUGGGAUUCCGGGAGGAGUAA
This is a messenger RNA of Penicillium arizonense, 1503 nucleotides long. RefSeq names its product UbiD family decarboxylase. NCBI's taxonomy places the organism in Eukaryota, Fungi, Ascomycota, Eurotiomycetes, Eurotiales, Aspergillaceae. The record is from RefSeq and is a predicted model, not a curated record. Gene Ontology annotation, cellular component: cytoplasm. Bases 1 to 1503 code for a protein of 500 amino acids. Gene Ontology annotation, molecular function: carboxy-lyase activity. The transcript is spliced from 2 exons. Gene Ontology annotation, biological process: ferulate metabolic process; cinnamic acid catabolic process.